AUGGAGCAUGGGCAGCGGGGACUGGAGCCAGAGCAGAUGCAGCAGCAGCUCAAAUUACGUGACAGGCAGAAGUUCUUUGAGGAGGUUUUCCAGCAUGAUGUGGAUUUCUUCUUCCCCAUGUCCCACCUGCAGAUAGAGCACAGGAGACCUCCGCUGGGCAGCAUUUCCUCCAUGGAAGUGAAUGUGGACAUGCUGGAGCAGAUGGAGAUGAUGGACCUUUCUGACCAGGACACCGUGGACGUAUUUCUCAGCUGCGGGACAGAGGAUAACAAUGUUGCCGGUCUCCUGCCAGAGCCCAGCCACUACCAGGAGGAAAUCACCCUGCAAGUGCCCAAUGCGGCCGAGAUCAAAUCCCGGAUCUCGUCCACAUCCUCCGUGUCCACAGACCUGAACAGCCUGGACACCAGCGAGGAGGGGGCUGAGACCCCCGUGGUGCAGUCAGAUGAGGAUGAGCCCCAGGAGGACAGUCCUGAAGCGCAGGCGGCCAGAAGCUAGCAGCAGGCUCCCUGCUCUCUCCUCAUCCACCCUCCGCAUGGACCUGCCAGCAUGAGAGAAAGGAAGGCUGCUGGUUGUUUGACGCCUGCUCAGUACAACCCGAGCUGUCUCCCCAUCCCAAGGAGCGGAGAGACGGCUUCCCUCAGCACGUUCUUCAGUCAGCCAAGAGAGUGGUGCAGAAACAGAGGGGUAGUGUAGUGCUUCAGAAAUUAACUCUUCAGGCUUUGCUACU
Emys orbicularis (European pond turtle) is the source of this 727-nucleotide messenger RNA. RefSeq names its product dysbindin domain containing 2 (gene DBNDD2). Gene Ontology annotation, cellular component: cytoplasm. Gene Ontology annotation, biological process: negative regulation of protein kinase activity. The transcript has 3 exons. The record is from RefSeq and is a predicted model, not a curated record. Bases 1 to 495 code for a protein of 164 amino acids. Lineage: Eukaryota; Metazoa; Chordata; Testudines; Emydidae.